Messenger RNA from Rotaria sp. Silwood2, 2836 nucleotides. Lineage: Eukaryota; Metazoa; Rotifera; Eurotatoria; Philodinida; Philodinidae. The record is from the annotation of a GenBank genome assembly.
UAAUGCGGUAGUGACGAUGAUCAACAAUCUUAGGUAGAUUAGAAGAAAUUUAUUUCAAGAAAAUAACUGAACUGAUUAAAUCAUGUUCGGAAAGUUUUUAGUAUAUUUUUGACAAAAGUCAGCUAUUUUCUUGGAAUAAAUCUUCUUCGAUUGAAAUCAGUUCAAGUCCAACAUAACCUGUGUGUAAAAAGGUUUUUGCACAAAAUGUUCGUUCACUUUUUGACCGCUUGAAAAUAACUAGUGAAGAUCAAAAGUAGUUAGUAGGAAUCGAAAUUUUGUGCUCUUUCAGAAUAUAUACUUGGAAAUUUUUUCUAACCUAACGAGGGAACAUUCCCAAGUGAUACUCACCGUUUCAGCUCAUAUUGUGCCCACAAGUAGAUCUCGGUAUGACUAGAGAAAGUCUAAAAGGGUUCGUGCCAUUGAACCUUUGGAACCGAGUUAUGCCUAAUUUACUGAAUUUUCGACCCUUUUUAAGGUACUGACCGAAACAUCAAAUAAGGAAGUUUCCAUCUGAAAUUUCUACCAUAGAUAGGUAUACUUACACCUAGAAUAUCCUGAAAGUUUCAGUCGAAUAGAAGGUUCCUGUGUUGAGUUAUUGAAUUUUCAAUUAAACUCGACUUUUGUGAAAUAUCUGUGGCAAAUGACUAUUUUUUUGGAAAUCCAAUAUCUCCACACAGGAACAUUCUAUUCGGCUGAAACUUUCAGGAUAUUCUAGGUGUAAGUAUAUCUAUCUAUGGUAGAAAUUUCAGAUGAAAACUUCGUUAUUUGAUUUUUCGGUCAGUAUCUUAAAAAGGGUCGAAAAUUCAGUAAAUUAGGCAUAACUCGGCUCCAAAGGCGCAAUGGAACGAACCCUUUUAGACUUUCUCUAGUCUUACCGAGAUCUGCUUGUGGGCACAAUAUGAGCUAAAACGAUGAGUAUCACUUGAGAAUGUUUCCUCGUAAGAUUGAUUCACUCAGAGCAAAUACUUGAAUUAGACGAAAAUGUAGUUUGUACAAAAUCCUAUUUCUGCUAAUUUUGUAUUUUGAUUAAAGCUUAGUUAAUUGAACACAUAAAACGUCUGUUCAUAUGGUAAUUUGUAGAGAAAAAUUUUCUCUACAAAAUGCAUCUCUAUUCAUCUUUUUAUAGAUCUCCAAGUUGGCUCAAAAUCGCCUACAUUUGAACAGGCGAAUUUCCAAAAUUCGAUUUUUUCACAAAAAUUGUUUUACGUGGAAAGUAGCACUUAGGAAAACAUCUGUAACUUUUGAUAGUUUUUAGUUCUUCUCUAUUAUAAUACCCAGUUUUAUGCAGGAUUGAAUGCUCUACAAAAACGCCUAAUUCAAAUCGCGCUUAAGUAUAAUCUGGAAAAGUAGCGGAUUGCGAAAAAAAACGUAUUUUGCUUUGUAAAGAUAAUUAUUUCGCUUCCUUCAAGCAUUUUCUCACAGUAAAUCAGCCUUAGGUUAAAAAAAACUUGCCAAGUAUAGAUUCUGAUAGAGCACAAAAUUCUGAUUCCAACUAAGUACUUUUGGCUUUCACUAGCUGUUUUCAAGUGGUCAAAAAGCGAACGAACAUUUUAUGCAAAGACUUUUUACAAGCAGGUUAGUUUUAUAAUGUGUUCACCGCUAGUCUAUUCGUACAUGUUUAAACGAAUUGAAAGCUUUUAUGUAAGACUCUUGUAUCUACAAUUUAUUCCUAGUGAAUAUUCUGAAUGUCAAGUGUUCCGUGUACUGAUUUAGUUGUCAUCAGGAUACCUUUUCGACAAUCCUUCUAUUAACAAUAUGUUUAUGAAAAAAUUUUCAAAUUAGUUUAAACUAAUAUGUAAAAUUAUUACUUCUUUUUUAGCCGGAUUUAAAAUGUCGGUAUUCUAGUUCAUGUAUUAUUAAUGUAAAUACACGUCGUCAAUGUACAUAUUGUCGAUUAAAAAAAUGUUUUGAUAUUAAAAUGCGUAAAGAUUGGAUUCGUACUGAAGAAGAAAAACAAUUAAGACAAUUAAUAAAAUUAACAAAAGAACAAAAGAAAAUAAAUGAUCUAUCGAAUGAUCAACAAUCUCUUAUUAAUUUUUCACAAGUUCUACGAAAGAAAAAACGUUUAAUAAUAAAAUCAACAAAUCAAGAAUUUGUACCUAAACUGAUCUUUACACAAACAAUUUUUGGUUUUAAUCAUAAUCUAUCUAAUGAAGAUCAAAUUCUACUAAAUAAUAUUACAAAUGCUUAUCAAAUAGGAGCUAAUCAUAUUGAUAUUUGUUGCUUAAAUAAAUAUACAUCAUCACCAUCUUUAAUAGAAUUUUUUAAUGAAGAAAGUAUAAUACAUCAAUCAUUAAUUUAUUUUUAUAAAUAUAUACCUGAAUUUAAACAAUUACAUAUGGAUGAUCAAGUUUUAUUAAUUAAAUGUAAUCUUAUUACAAUAAUUCAUUUACAUUAUAUUCUCAUAGAAAAAUUUCAAGAAAGACCAUUUAUUGGUUUAUAUAUGUCAAAAUGGAUAAAUGAAGAUUUUCAUUAUGAAAUGUCUCGAACACGUCGAUAUUUUAAUCGUUUUAUAGAACAUCCAUUGAUUAUAAAACUUGCACUUAUUGUUCUUUUAUUUAGUAUUAAUUUAUCUCCACCACGUGGUACUAAUCAAUUUAAUGUUUAUAUCAAUAAAAUAGAUAUAUAUAGAAUACAUGAGUUUUAUACAAUAGUACUUUGGCGUUAUUUAAUUUAUUUAUUUGGAGAACGAGAAGCAAUAAAAUCAAUAGAAAUAAUAAUUACACAAAUUUUACGUUUUCAAAAUUUAAUUAAUAUAAUGGAAGAAACUGUAAGAAAAACAACAGAUUAUAAUACAUUUAAUCAAUUGAUGUUUUCUUUAUUUCAAUUAACAUGA